AUGAACGUGGAGACAGUGGUGUCAGAGGGGGGAAUCGAGGCGCUGGUUCCCUACCUGGCUUUGGCUCCAGAGACACUGGAUCGACCGGAUGAAGACUGGACUGGAUGGACCGCUGACGAAGCUGCAAAAGAGGCCUGCUUCAUACUCGGCCUCCUUGCCACAAAGACCGAAUUCCAGCAGCGUAUUGCCGACUCCGGCACACUUGCAGAGCUCAUCGUGCUACUCAAGCUGCAUCAGUCCUCACCUCCCCCUGGCUCACUGCACAACCCUGUCAAGAGCGCUGGCGUCGCGCGGAGGGCAGCAGACGCCAUAACCAAUUUGGCCCAUGAGAAUGUGUAUGUGAAGAACUUUGUGCGGCAGAUGGGGGGCAUCUCGCCUUUGGUAGCGCUGCUGGAGUCCUGGGACGUGAAAGUGCAGCGGGCGGCAGCCGGCGCUCUGCGCACACUGGCGUUCAAGACAGAGGAGAACAAGGCCGAGAUCGUCCAGAAUGGUGCUCUGGAGUUGUUGAUAAGGAUGCUGUCGUCUGAGGAGGCAGGGGUUCGCUAUGAGGCAGUUGGGGUGAUAGGCAACUUGGUGCACUCAUCGGGGCACAUAAAGAGGCAGGUCCUUGAGGCUGGUGCCCUGCAACCAGUGAUCGGCCUCCUGAGCUCCCCCUGCAACGAGAGCCAGAGGGAAGCUGCGCUACUGCUGGGCCAGUUUGCGACUGCGGACCCAGAUUACAAGGUCAAGAUCGUGCAAAGGGGCGCCGUGCCCCCCCUCAUCAACAUGCUCACAUCCAACGACACCCAGCUGAGGGAGAUGGCGGCAUUUGCGUUGGGCCGCCUGGCCCAAAACGCAGACAACCAGGCAGGUAUACUGCACUCCAACGGCCUGAAACCCCUGCUGGAGCUCCUGGAGUCGCGCAACUCGAGCCUGCAACACAAUGCAGCAUUUGCGCUGUAUGGGCUGGCAGACAACGAGGACAACGUAUGCGAGAUCAUCAAGGAGGGGGGCUACAGCCGGCUCAUCAACGCCGACCUGAUUGUGCAGGCCUCAAAGGACUGCGUUCAGAAGACCAUCAAGCGCCUGGAGGAGAAGCUGCACGGCCGCGUGCUGGGCCAGCUGCUGUACCAGAUGCGCUCCCCAGUGCCCCUCAUCCAGCAGCGCAUCGCUGCCUCCCUCGCCCGCCUCGCCCCCCCCAACUCCCUCAAGCUCAUCUUCCUUGACCACAAGGGCCUGGAUGUGCUGCUGGACAUGCUGAUGCAGGGCCAGGAUGACAACUACGUUCCCAGCGAGGCGGCAUCCUCACUGUUCGAGCUGGCCACCAAGAUUCGGAACACCGCCCCAAUGGACGCUGCCCCGGACCAGCCAGGCAAGUCAGUGUACCUGGGUGAGCAGUACGUCAACAACCCCACCCUUGCUGAUGUCACAUUCUUAGUUGAGGGCCGCAAGUUCUACGCCCACCGCAUCGCCCUGCUGGCCUCGUCUGACGCUUUCAGGGCCAUGUUCAACAGUGGGUACAAGGAGAAGGAGGCACGCCACAUCGAGAUACCUAACAUCGGCUGGUCGGUCUUCGAGGCCAUGAUGCAGUACACCUACACUGGGCAGGUGGAGGUGACGGAAGACAUAGCCCAGGAGCUGCUGCGGGCGGCCGACCAGUAUCUGCUGGAGGGGCUCAAGGGACUGUGCGAGGAGGCCAUUUCAGACUCCAUCAACGUGGAGAACUUGGCGCGGAUAUACAGCCUGUCGGAGGCGUACUCCGCGCCGCAGCUGGGCAUUCGGUGUGUCCUGUUUGCGUUGGAGGACUGUGAGCAGUUGGUGGCAAAUUUGGGGCAGCCGGAGUACUUUGCCCUGAUGGAGAGGAUGGUCCCCCAGUUGAGGGCGUCACUGACUGACCAGUUGUUGGCGAGCGAGGAAGAAGCCCAGAUGGCCAACGGAACGCUGGACUAG
Messenger RNA from Ostreobium quekettii, 1929 nucleotides. Lineage: Eukaryota; Viridiplantae; Chlorophyta; Ulvophyceae; Bryopsidales; Ostreobiaceae. The record is from the annotation of a GenBank genome assembly.